UAAGUGGAAGAUUUCAUUAUAAAAACAAAGAUUUCACUUUAUCUAUUGCAUUGAGAAAAUAUGGAGAAGGAUAUUGAUGGAGAAAAUCCCACAAGGGUUAACAAAUAUGCUUGUGCUUGUGCAAUUGUUGCUUCCAUGAUAUCUAUCAUCUUUGGCUAUGAUACCGGUGUGAUGAGUGGAGCAAUGAUUUAUGUGAAAGAAGAAUUCCAAAUCAAUGAUGCAAAAACAGAAGUAUUAGCAGGGAUUCUAAAUUUAUGUGCACUAGUUGGGUCACUUUGUGCAGGAAGAACUUCUGAUAAUAUUGGGAGACGUAACACUAUAAUUAUAGCUUCAUUAAUUUUCUUUAUUGGAUCAGUAUUAAUGGGAUAUGGUCCAAAUUAUCCAACAUUAUUAGUUGGAAGAUGUGUUGCUGGUGUUGGUGUUGGAUUUGCACUUAUGAUAGCACCAGUUUAUUCAGCAGAAAUUUCAUCACCAUCAUCACGUGGGUUUUUAACAUCUUUACCAGAAAUUGGAAUUAGUAUUGGUAUUUUACUUGGUUAUUUGUCUAAUUAUAUUUUUUCAAGAUUGUACCUUGAACUUGGUUGGAGAAUGAUGUUAGGAGUUGCAGCAAUUCCUUCACUUUUCUUGGCUAUUGGCAUUCUUAAAAUGCCAGAGUCGCCUAGAUGGCUUAUUAUGAAAGGCCGUCUAGGAGACGCCAAGAAAAUAUUGUACAAAGUUUCGAAUAGCCCUCAAGAAGCUGAAAUUCGAAUCAGGGAUAUUAAACAGGCUGUAGGAAUCGACGAGAAUUGUAACGAUGACAUUGUCAAGCUCCCCGAUUCAGCAAAAACACAAGGUGGAGGGCUUUGGAAAGAAUUGUUGCUAAAACCAACCCCAUCACUAAGAUGGAUUUUAAUAGCUGGUGUUGGAAUUCAUUUCUUUGAACAUGCAACUGGGAUUGAAGCUGUAAUAUUGUAUAGUCACAAGAUUUUUGCCAAAGCAGGAGUACAUGACACUAGGAAGCAAAUACUAGCCACAGUUGGAGUUGGAAUGACAAAAUUUAUAUUUAUAGUCCUCUCCACUUUCUUGAUUGACAAAGUUGGUAGAAGAAAAUUAUUGUUAACAAGUUUAAGUGGCAUGGUAGUAACAUUAGCUGCACUUGGGUUUUUCCUAACAUUGGCAGAGAAUUCUGGUGGCCAUCUUAUUUGGGCUUUGGUACUUUGUAUAAUCACAACCUAUGCAGUUGUGAUGUUUUUCAACAUUGGGCUUGGGCCUGUUACUUGGGUUUAUAGUGCUGAAAUAUUUCCUUUAAAGUAUAGAGCAUUGGGUACUGGUAUUGGCGUUGCAGUUAAUAGAUUGAUGAAUGCUACUGUUUCCAUGAGUUUUCUUUCCAUUUCUGGAGCAAUUACAACUGGAGGUGCUUUUUUCUUGUUUGCUGGAGUAUCUUUCGGGGCUUUGAUUUUCUUUUACUUCUUUUGUCCCGAGACAAAAGGAAAGUCUUUGGAAGAAAUGGAAACGGUUUUCACUAGAGGCAAACCCUCCGAGAAGGUUAACAAAUAAACGGAGAUUCAAAAACAUUGAUGGCAGGAGUUGCACUUUAUAUUUUAAGAUAAUUAUAGUCUGAUGCCUUUUGGUGAUCUAAUGUAUAGGAUAGCCAGCAAAUUUAUAGAUUAAGUAUAAAGUAUACAUAUUAUAUACAAGUUGUAUUCACAAAAUA
This is a messenger RNA of Lycium ferocissimum, 1693 nucleotides long. Its product is annotated as probable polyol transporter 6. Gene Ontology annotation, cellular component: membrane. The record is from RefSeq and is a predicted model, not a curated record. NCBI's taxonomy places the organism in Eukaryota, Viridiplantae, Streptophyta, Magnoliopsida, Solanales, Solanaceae. The coding region runs from base 61 to 1536 and encodes 491 amino acids. The transcript has 3 exons. Gene Ontology annotation, biological process: transmembrane transport. Gene Ontology annotation, molecular function: myo-inositol:proton symporter activity.